AUGUGCGAUAGUCCAGGAUCAUUGACAGUAGAAUUUUUGAAAUUAAUUGAAUGCUUGUCAAAUGGUAACGACUCAGGGUUGAAUGGAAACACUAUCUUCACAAUUCCCUAUCGUACAGAGGAACUAUCCAAAGAAACACAAUUAACUUCGAAAUUAGAAACCGAAUUAGUUACUCUUCUGGACGAGUUUGACAUCUCUGAACCCCUCAAAUUUAAUCUUUAUGAUGUUCUUAAGGAAUACGAUGUUUACUUUAACGCUAGAAAUAAAAAACCUUUCCAAUAUGUUAACGAGAUUGUUAUGAAUGCCACUCUUGGAUCCAAAGACAUCUCCUCUGUGUUACAACUUUUGUUUCUCCUUAGAGAUAAGGCUUGCCUUCCAGAGAGUCAACUCACUAAUGGAGCCAUAUCCGAUAUAUCUGAUAAUAACUUGCAACUCAACAAGGAAAAUAUUGAAGAGUUAAUGCCGGAUGAAUUUUUAUCAUCCCAAUUACGCCAAUUAUACUAUUCUCCACUUAUACUUGAUUCUGAAACUGGACUUACUCCAACUAAUGUCAAUAUACAAGGUUAUAAUGGCGUACCAACUGAUAAGAAUCAAUUGAAUGAUAUAGCGAAUGUUACAGAAAUUACUAAAUCGAAUUCUCCAAAUACAUUUGUUAAUGGUGAUAGCAAUGUUUUAUCAGAGACUGAUCUGGUCCUUGAUUUGAUUAAUGUCCUCAAAGGAGUUGAUGGUAAAUAUAUCAAGAGAAUGAAAACAGAGUGCCGUUUGGUAAAUUCUACCCUCAAAAUCUCCACUGAUUUUAAAAUUGCCAUUGUCAAAAUUACUUUUAUGGCCAAAUUGUACCAUACUAUUAAACUGUACCUGAGUCAAUUGAACUCUUUAAAUCCCAUCAGUUCACAAAGUCAACACAAUCUUAAAAAGUUAACUGAUUAUAUAAAGCUUUUGAACUUGUUAUUAAAUUCCGAAGAUUCCUUGACCCUUUUGAAGCUGUUUGAGUUACUCCAUAAACCUUAUCGGAAGAUUAGAAUAAUAUACUCACUUCUAUCUUGUGACCGUUUAUCGCCUAACUUCUUGUAUAAAUUCACAUUCACUGGGAAUUCAGAACUCCGUAGGAUGUAUUUACGCUUGCUGAAGAAGUCUUUAAUCCCUUUUUUUGAAGCCAUUUUCCAGUGGUUGUACUUGGGAGAGUUGUCUUCAGACUCAUCUCAUAUUGGCUUUUUCAUUAAUUUUUCAGAGGGGUACUUCAAAUUUGAUGAUUCGAAGCUAUUUCUUUUCUUUCCCAGAACUCUGGCCAAAGAUAUUUUCGAAAAAGGGUUACUUUUAAACCAGUUGAAUAGGAUGAAAAAAACCAAUCCAACUACUACUACCCUCAACACUUUUCUUCAACUUCUUAAUCUCCAGUCUGAAUUAAGCCAAUUACAGAAUAUGAGUAACACUGACACUGAUAAUAAGUAUACUGAAGAUACAAAUACUAAGGCAACCCCUUUCGGGGCUGGUACUGAUACAGUAAAUAACAAUAAUGAAAUUAAUGAAAUUGAUGAAGAAUGGACCUUGGAAUGUACUUUAACCAGCUUGAAGAACAUAGUUUCAACCCUUAAAUAUUCUGAAGAGAUUGCAUCUUGUUUCAUAAAAGAAUAUCAACUAUUUGAGUACACUAAAAAUGUUCUGUUACGUAUUAUAACUCCUAGCUCUCCUCCUAUGAACAAUUACUCAACUAAAAACAACAUAAAUACUUUUAGUAGUAAAAUUUUAAGUGAAGAUGUGGACCGAAGAGACCAUUUAGAGGUUAUCUCUUCAUUUCCUUAUAGUUUGUUAUUUGGUGAUAGUUAUGAGUUUUUUAAUAGUUUGUUGUCCUUAUCAAGACUAUUUAAUUCUGCUGUUGAUUUCCUCAACCAGAUGUUUCUAGACUAUCUUUGGUUUUAUAGGCUCAGCACUGGCAUUUUAGACCUGUCUUCCUUCUUUAACAAGAUUAACCUUUAUAGGAGUGAGAUGCUAAGUUUUCUGUUUUCAGUACAGCCUUUUUAUGAUGUUCAAUUCUAUUUUGCGCUAUUUCAAGAGGAUCUUCAACUCUCCAAAGACCUCAGUCAACUCCGUCAUUCACUCUCAAGGUUUAAAAAGAACUUAAAAUUUCAGCCUUUCCCAUUACUGACAACCUGUUUCAAAAACAUUCUGGAUUUCUCCUCUUCUGUUUUACGCAUUUUCACUUCUCUCAAUAACUUCGAUCACACUUCCAAUGGAGCUAUCAUUAAUAGUGGUAAUAGUUUUAGGAACUACUUACAUGGGUUGAUGGAUACUAUGGAGCCAGUGAACGUUGUAAAGCACCUUGAAGAUAAACUUAUUGAUGACUCUUCUUCAUGGGCUAUUUUACAUUAUGCUUUGGAAUUUCGUCAAAAUGUUACUAAUUUAUCUGGGCAUCCUUUUAUACCACCUUUGAUGGGCAUUAAUAAUUAUUAUAUUAUUAAUAAAUCUAAAUAG
Molecule: messenger RNA, 2472 nt
Organism: Theileria annulata
Lineage: Eukaryota; Apicomplexa; Aconoidasida; Piroplasmida; Theileriidae
Exons: 2
Coding region: 1-2472 (823 amino acids)
Biological process (GO): spindle assembly; mitotic cell cycle; microtubule nucleation
Cellular component (GO): centrosome; spindle pole; equatorial microtubule organizing center
Molecular function (GO): gamma-tubulin binding; microtubule minus-end binding
Source: RefSeq, a predicted model, not a curated record